AUGCCUGCUCAUCGUUCAGAUUUUGAGAUCAUUCCUAACGACAAGGAACGUUUGCUUUGUCGUAUCUGCUCAGACUUAUCUGAGACGGCCGAUGUGGUCAUCAAGAAAACAUCUAAAUCCUCUCAUAUUAAGACACGGCAACACAUCCGAGCACUGGAACGCACCAACGGAGACUCUAUCUCUGACAUAACAGCCUCACGCACACUUCCUGUUCCGCCAAGUCAGCCAACACUUCCUCGUUUUGCCAGCUUACGGACACUGAAUGAAUACCUGCAAGAUGAUUUGAACAUGGUCAUAGAUGCUGACAUAUCCAAGGACUUGUUCAAUGAUGUUCACCUUGAUGAGGCCCAAGGCGUAUACCAGGAUAAUUUUGGCAGAAACAUUCUCUUCUCUGCAGGAGAGCGGGAGGUCCAUGCUAUGGAACAGCGUAGACAUAGGUUAUAUAAGCAGCUGGAUGGUCUUGCAUUGCUUGAGAGACAUACCUUGUUUGGUCGUUUUGACGACGCCGAGUCUGCUGCACCAGAUGAUCUUGCUGAAGAUAAUCUGUCUUCCACUGCCUCACAAAUGAUAGCUGAUCUGGAGGCCUUAGCAAUCGGAGACGACAACGACGAUGAAGAUGAUGGUGACGAUGAUGUGGCAAGCUGGGAUCAAGAAUCCAAAGCAGACGCUGAUUGGUAUCCGCAUAAGUCCAAAACGAUGUUCAUGCUGGAUCUUUUGGAUAAUUUACCUAGGCUACGUCUAUCGGAUGACCAUCUCAAGGCUGUGAUUUGGGUCAUGAGAGAAUGCGGCACUCCAGAUGUACCUUCCUUUUCAGCACUAUGCAAGACCCAGACCAAACUUACUCACGCAUUUGGUUUGAAGCCUGAGCAUCAUAUUUCCGCACUGGGAAAUCAUUUUUAUAUGAACCAUCCUCGGAAGCUGCUGGCACUGGACUGGGCCAAUCCCCUUGUACGAAAACAUAUUCACGUCUAUCCUGAGGUAGCUGGACCAAUUACAGAAACAUACCAGGCAGCUAAAUGGCUUGAGGAGGUUGAUCUCGAUGAGCUAUCGCCCAUGUGGGCCAACUGGACUUCUCCCGGACUACGACAUCGUCAUUUCUACAUCAAAGAACUGGCUCGGUUAUCAGAUGACUCUUAUGUAGUCAUUUUACGCUGGGUGACUGUGAAUGGCAUAGUGCAUGCAGAUGUCCUGGAAACCGUGACUGAAACUGGGCUUUCUGAGGGCGAACUUCCAUUCUUAUAUGUAACGAUACAUACUCACAAGGUGUCUCGCAUUCCAGCAAUGUCAUUGACUGAGAACAUUCUCGAUAUCAGAGUCCAUGCUCCGGGAGGCGUGCAAUUCUCAGCUUAUUCUCCCAUCUUUCCAAUGCCCAACCCACUUCGGGAGGUGGCAAGAGGCUGCCCAAUGUAUCGCUUGCGUGUAACGCCAUGGAGUGACGAUGUCUCAGGGAAUGUCAGCAAGCAAUAUAACGCACAUACCAAUAUCUACGUUACCAAUGCCAAUCUUCCGCAUGGAAAACUAUCUCAGGAAUAUUUUGUUCGAUACUGUUCCACCUCUGCCAAUGCCUCAUCAUCCGAACAAUUUGUAGCUCUGUGCGAGGACUUUGACCGUGAUCAAUGGGAAAAAGCUUACGAUUGCGAAAUACAUGAAGACAUCCUCUUCCAAAUUAUCCCCCAUGUCCUUCCUGCCGACAAUCCUCAGCAAUCUGAAACAUCUUCUCACAUCGGCGUGAAUGGGAAUUUUAGCUGCCGGCGUGAUCUGACAGGAGGCUCAAGUGAACAAAAGGAGAGUGUUGAUGGCUAUGAAGCUCUUUAUCAUCCAGGCAAGGAUGAACGAACUGUCACGCAAACGAUACAAGCUAUCCGGUGGCAGAUCUGGCUGGCCUGUCAAGGAAACCAGGAGGGGGUCAAAAAUGCGUCCGCUUCAUCUGGCGUUAAAGAUAAGCUCUCGCAGUAUUGGAUCGAGCAGCUUAUAAUCAAAUCGAGAGCACUGCAGGAUGAGAGAAUCAAGAAUGCCGAGACAUGCGAUUCCCGUUUGAGGGACAAAGCAUUGAAGGGAGAGAAACGAAGAGCAGUGGUGGAGGAGAUAACUUAUGCGAUUCAACAGGAGUUAUGGGAUUGGGUUAUUCAACAACCAGAGGAGUCGUACAAGAAGCUCUCUCCAAAUGAUCCUUCUUCAAGGGACUUACGUGCAGGCGACCACUUCAAUGUGUUGCUUCAGACACGAGGUAUUGAUCCACAUCGCGACACCCCUGGAGAAAUUCUCCACACGUAUCUUCUCGGCAACGACAAGUAUGUAUGGCACGAUACCAGCAAAACAUGGUCCAAGCAAAAUGACGAUACCUUUGCCAUCCGACUACAAUCCUCGUGCAUCCAUGGCCUUACAAUUGCCCAGCCACGCGCAGCCUAUCUGGUUCAAUACAAGAACUCGCUUAUUGGCAAGCACUUCAAAACCCUGCAGCAGCUGGCCAUAUUUCACCUUCAUGAGCUUUGCCCCCCACAAAUCUUCACUUUAUGGAAAGCUACGGGCGAAUUGGGGGCCUUACUGUGGUAUCCAGAAAUUCGGGAUAUUGACCAGUAUCUCGUACGCAGCUUCGAUGCCUUCUUCACAUUCAAAGAGGCUUAUUCUAUACAGAUUGACUUACAAGUCUUGAUUGACAAUCUUCUCGACGCAUGGGCCAUUGUUGAUCCACGACGUAUCAUCACCAAAGUCAAGCUUCAUGUUUUGACUCACCUCCCCGAUGACAUUCGUCGCUUUGGACCCGCUGUCAUUUUUGCGACCGAGAUCUUUGAAUGCUUCAAUGCAGUGUUCCGCAUGUGCAGCAUCCUUUCCAACCACCUGGCUCCGAGCCGUGACAUCGCUAUUACGAUGGCUGAUAUGGAGCGAUUUAAACACAUGGCCAGUGGUGGAUGGUGGAAGGAUGAAAGUGAGCAAUAUAUACAGGCAGGUCACAAGAUUCAGAUCUUCUUAAAGAAGAAUGUCGAACUCCAACGGCGUCUGGGAUGGGCAGACGAGACACUUCUUCAGCCAGGUAUUCGUGUCACGGAAACGGGAAGAAUUAUCAAGAUACUGGCAAAAACAGGCCUUCCAUUGACCAACAACAAUGUGGUAAUCAUUAUCGAGCAUUUCCAAGUCGCCGACGUGAAGGAUGGUCGACUGAAUAUGCCAUUACUCAUUAACAGUCAAGAUCUGAUUGCAGUUGGUGCCCAGGACAUUCUUUUUGACUUCAAUGCCCAGCACGACUGUGUCACCGGACACUGCCAGAUUGGCGAAUCGACGAGUUAUGUCAUGCAAGAGAGGAUCAAGACAGCAGCGCGACAACGAUGCAUCGUGCAUACCAACCAUUCGCAGUUCCACCUGAAUAUGCACGCACUCCAUAAUGCCCACCUGAUUCGAGAGGCCCUUCCCCGUCACCUUGUUGCCCCAGUUCCUCUGCGUGACUGUCGAGCUCAAUUUCAUCAAGAACUCUCUGCCAAGCUGCAGGUUUCGGGGGCGGCGAAGCGAGCGUUAACUAGAGCCAAAGCGAAAGACACUCGCGAGCGCAACAAGAAGGCCAAGGAGGCUUUCACCGCAGAGGCUGAGCGCUGA
Desarmillaria tabescens is the source of this 3588-nucleotide messenger RNA. RefSeq lists its product as uncharacterized. The transcript has 11 exons. The record is from RefSeq and is a predicted model, not a curated record. The coding region runs from base 1 to 3588 and encodes 1195 amino acids. Lineage: Eukaryota; Fungi; Basidiomycota; Agaricomycetes; Agaricales; Physalacriaceae.